This is a messenger RNA of Macrobrachium nipponense, 2644 nucleotides long. RefSeq names its product G patch domain-containing protein 1-like. Gene Ontology annotation, molecular function: RNA binding. Gene Ontology annotation, cellular component: nucleus. NCBI's taxonomy places the organism in Eukaryota, Metazoa, Arthropoda, Malacostraca, Decapoda, Palaemonidae. The record is from RefSeq and is a predicted model, not a curated record.
AUGGGGCUGGUCGUUGAUGAGGACGACAUAAAUGACCUUCUCGAGGAGCACCAAGAGGAGCUUACGACGGAUGACCUGAAGGAGUUGGAGGCCAUGCAACAUAACGUCAUUCAAGAAGAGUUCUCUAGCAGUGGCGAGGAGGAGGAGGAGGACUCUAUGACAACGGCAGCAAUUAAGGAUGCUUUAGCUUCUUUUCAUAAAGUGCAAUCAUUUGUAGAAAAGAGACACCGUGAAAAGGCUUACACAGGUCAUUUGCUUGCGCAGUUCAAUGAAGUUGGCCCGAGUCGCUUCAGGAACAUUGUGAAAAGCAGGGAAACAAUGGGUAUGAAAUUGCUGCGUAAACUAGGCUGGAAGCCUGGGCAAGGUAUUGGACCAAGAGUUAAACUUCAUCAAAAGAAAUUGGCACAGGUCGAGACAAAGAGGAUAUAUGGCUGUCAGUUCCCUCAAGACAUGAAAGGGAGAAGUGAUGAUGAAGAAAUGGAGGAAGAGGAUUGUGAUCCUGAUGUAACAUUUGCUCCGGACGAUGUUGAGACAACAUAUCUCACAAAUCCAAAGUCAGAUCAGUUUGGUCUAGGUUAUAAACCCUUGGAUAGGACACCUGUACUUGGCGGCCACAUAAACCUGUUUGAUCCGUCACCUCUUUUCUAUGAGAGAAAAAAAAGAAAAAAGUCCUCUCAUUCAAGGGCAUUUGGUGUUGGUGCGUUUGAAGACGAAGAUGAGGAUAUUUAUGCACAGGAUGAUAUGAGCAAUUAUGAUUUUGGGGAAGAAAAAGUAGGAGCCAAAAGUAAACAACAACCAUCAAAGUCUCACAUGGUUUGAGCUAAAAGACAGUGAAAAACAAGGUCUUGGAAGGCAUGAGUUGACUGCUGAGCAUCGGGCCAGAAUCAUUGGUGAAACAUCUCACACUACUGUUGAGAUUAGAUCUGGUGUAAAAGGGCAGUCUGGAGACUAUGUUCAGAAAUCUAAGCAGAAGGUCGAGGAUAAUUCAGAAGUUGAGAAAUUAUUUGAAGAAUUUAAAAGUUCUGGUGGAAGCCUCAGGUCCGAUUUUAAACCUUUUGCCAAGAAUGAAGAGAAGCAGCGAAGAUAUGAGCUUUUUCUUAAAAUGAAAGACAAAGGACAGAAAGACCGUUAUUAUUUAGCUCAACCCAAAAGUAUGACAGAAUGGGAGAAAGCUAGAGAAUUACAGGAGUUUACUAGAGCAGCAAAACUUUUCCAGCCUUUAACCUCAGUAAUGGCUACCAGAUUCAUAUCGGCUGUAGUUGAAGAUAAAGGACCAUUGCUUAAAGAUGGACUUAAUGAAGAUAUUCCCAAGCCUUUGGAAGACUCCUCAGCAUCAGGAACUGAUGUGCUAAGUCAUGAUGUGGCGGAUGAUCGUGUUAAAGCCGCCCGAAUUAACAUGUUUGGCAAACUUACACAAAAUGUUGUCGACUGGCACCCAGAUCGUCUUUUGUGCAAGAGGUUUAAUAUUCCAGACCCUUAUCCAGAUUCGUCUUUUGUUGGUGUGAGGAAGACCAAGAGAGACAAGUUUUCUCUUUUUUCAUUUUUGGAGGCACCUUCAGAAAAUGCUUGGAAUCGCCAGGAUAAAUCCUCAGGCACACCAUCAGAUUCACCAAAAAUAGAAAAGUCUCAAGAUAAAAGUUUUCAGGAUGUAAAUCUUGAGGAAACUUCAGAAACAUAUGGACUUAAGGUUCCUCUAGAUGGGCCACCAACAAUGGACCUCUUCAAGGCAAUAUUCCAGGAUUCAGAUACAGAUUCAGAGAGCGAAGAGGAGAACUCUGAAGACAAAAGUAAGGAAACUGAAAAGGAAAAGAAAAGCCCUAACAUGGAACGCUCAUCCUCUGAAAAUGAAGAAGUCUUAGUUUUACCAAGAGAUAAGAGGAAAUCUUCAGAGACAAGUGAAGAUGAUCAGAGCAAUUUCAAUAUUACAAAUUCUUUAGAUAAUUUCUUGUCUGACAUGAGGAAGGGUAGAAUAAGCAAUAUAGAGCCGGUGUCUGCUACAGCUCAAGAGAAAAAGAGAGUCAGUAGAUUUGAGCCAGAGAGAGAUGAGUCUGGAAGUAUGUCAGAAAACAUUCCCAAGCCUGUUUUCAUGCCACGUAAAAAUGUGCAUCCAGCAGCAGAUGCACCUGCUAAAGGUAUAUUUGCUAAUAUAGAUUUUGACCUCCUUAAUAGUUACAGAAAUUCAGUUCCAUGUGAUAAAGGUAGUGAAAAUUCCACUCAAAAUAGUGAAUUAAAAACAAAAAGUGAUGAACUUGGUAAUAAUAGCCAGAAGUACAGUAGUGAUUCAUCUGCCGAUUCUGAAGAUGAAUAUGGACCACCUGUACCUCUUCAUCUUAAGAACAGACAACAGGUGAUCAGGUCUACACCAUUUUCUGUUAGUCAGUUAAAGGCAAGUCAGGAUUCUGACUCUGAGGGAGAGGAUCAGUGGGUUGUGAAAAAAGAUAAAAAGAUUCACAAGAAACAUCGACAUGAGGAUAAACAUAAGAGAAGAAAAGAAAAGAAAAAGAAAAAGCAUAAAGAGCAAAGACACAAGAGAAAAUCAUCCAAAAAGCAUAAAAGAAAGACCAGUAAUAGUAGUAGUCCAUCUGAUUCAUCAGAUAACUGAUAUCUUGUAAAUAUCUGUUAUUGAUUAUAAAUUUACUUUUUA